This is a messenger RNA of Auxenochlorella protothecoides, 762 nucleotides long. RefSeq names its product RTF2-like protein. NCBI's taxonomy places the organism in Eukaryota, Viridiplantae, Chlorophyta, Trebouxiophyceae, Chlorellales, Chlorellaceae. The transcript has 4 exons. Gene Ontology annotation, cellular component: nucleus. Gene Ontology annotation, biological process: site-specific DNA replication termination at RTS1 barrier; mitotic DNA replication termination. Bases 1 to 762 code for a protein of 253 amino acids. The record is from RefSeq and is a predicted model, not a curated record.
AUGUACCUGGGGCGCAAACCAGACAAGGUGAAUCCUGAAGAAGAGAGGCUAGCACGUUGGACCACGUGUCACCUGUCUGGCGAGCCACUGAGUCGCCCCAUUGUGGCGGACGAGCUGGGGAACCUGUUCAACAAAGAGGCCUUGCUACAGGCCCUGCUCUCCAAGUCGCUGCCGACAGGUUUGAAGCACAUCCAGGGUCUGAAGCAUGUCGUGGAAUUGAAGCUGGAAGAGGCCGGCUCGAAAGGCGGCAGCGCUCAUUUCGUCUGUCCUGUCACGGGUCUGGACUUUAAUGGCAAGGCCCGGUUCCUCAUCCACUUCAAGACGGGGCUGGUCGUGAGCGAGCGUGGCUGGAAGGAGGUCCCAAAGGUAGUGGAGGAGCUGGCCGCCUCCCCGUGCACUCCUGAGAGCUGGAUCCCAGUGAACCCCACCGGGGAGGAGGCCGCCGCCCUGGUCUCGGCCCUGGCUGCACGGCGAGAGGCGCAGCGCGCCAGCAAGAAGGAGAAGCGCGCCGUGGGAGUGGCCGCCAGCAACGGUGGCACGGGCGAGACCGCGGCCGAGCCAGGAUCCAAGCGCGCCGGACCCCCGACCGCCACGCUGCCCGCCGCCCUGGCGCCCAAGAAGUCCAAGGUGUCGGAGCUGGCCCCUGCCAACGCCAACAAGAAGAUCUGGAACAGCAUCUUCACACAUGCCAGUGGCCUGGGUCCUGCCGCCGACGGCUACAUGCUGCGUGGCACAGCGUCGCGUGGCAUGAAGAUGGCCUGA